AUGGACGACCAGGCCGAUGCGAUGCAGGGCAGGUCUGAGCCUCAGCUCAAGAGCAACGUGAGUCAAGCUGGACCUCCGUACCCAGCUUGCGAUCGGUCGAAGUCCAUUGCAGCGCAAAUCCCGGCAGUUCAAUGCUCGUGUCAUGCGCCGAUGAAACCCGUGGAUAUGAGUGGCGGCUGCGGCUCAGUCUGUGGCAAGAGAACGGCCGGCAAGCAUUUCGGUGAUACCCUCAUGAACGGUGUCUCGGGCUCCUCCUCCACACCGGAGCUCUUGUCCGGGUUGAUCAAGGGCAUCUUUUACGUGGGCCUGCAUGCCGCAGGGGCUUUGCCGGAUAAAGACAAGCUCCAGGUUUGUGUGAGCACCUUCGACUUCAUCCACACCAAGUGCCCUGCCCGGAAGCAGAAAGGCUGCAGAAUGGUGGACAAUUUCGAAAGACAGCCUCGGUGCAGUCGUGUUUGGGCAAGCCUCGGCCCCGGCAGCGGUGACGGGUCCUACGUAUGCGAAAUGCUCGACUGGUGGGAUGCCUGCUGCGAGGACAGAGAGCCCCUUCCCCUGGAGGAGCAGUCCUGCGCAGGUUGUGGCCAAGACAUGUACUUCUGCAACUGUGCCAAUAUCGGCGACGGUGUGAGGCCCACGCAUUAG
Molecule: messenger RNA, 642 nt
Organism: Symbiodinium sp. CCMP2456
Lineage: Eukaryota; Dinophyceae; Suessiales; Symbiodiniaceae
Source: the annotation of a GenBank genome assembly